Anoplopoma fimbria (sablefish) is the source of this 3218-nucleotide messenger RNA. It is a transcript of the gene rab9b, whose product is annotated as RAB9B, member RAS oncogene family. The coding region runs from base 106 to 717 and encodes 203 amino acids. Gene Ontology annotation, biological process: Rab protein signal transduction; retrograde transport, endosome to Golgi. The record is from RefSeq and is a predicted model, not a curated record. The transcript has 2 exons. Gene Ontology annotation, molecular function: GTP binding; GTPase activity. Gene Ontology annotation, cellular component: lysosome; phagocytic vesicle; late endosome. Lineage: Eukaryota; Metazoa; Chordata; Actinopteri; Perciformes; Anoplopomatidae.
UGCAGGGGGAGGAGGGUGGGCCACGCGAUAUCAACUAUAAGGGACAGGGUUAAGUUGACCCUGGUCUGCCACCUGGUGUGGAGGCCUUGCUGGCUGGAAGGAAUCAUGAUGAGCGGCAAGAGCCUACUCCUGAAGGUGAUCCUGCUUGGGGACGGUGGAGUGGGCAAGUCCUCCCUAAUGAACCGCUAUGUCACCGACCGCUUUGACUCCCAGUCCUUUCACACCAUCGGCGUAGAGUUCCUAAACCGGGACCUGGAGGUGGACGGGCGCCUGGUCACUCUUCAGAUCUGGGACACGGCCGGCCAGGAGCGCUUUAAGUCUCUGCGCACGCCCUUUUACCGCGGCGCAGACUGCUGCCUGCUCACAUUUGCUGUGAACGACCUGCAGAGCUUCCAAAACCUCGGCUGCUGGAAGAAAGAGUUCAUGUACUACUCGGAUGUUAAAGACCCUGAGCGGUUCCCCUUUGUGGUGCUAGGCAACAAGGUAGACAUGGAGCAAAGGGAGGUGGGGCAGGACGAAGCCCGGGCCUGGUGUGAAGAGAGCGGCUGCUGCCCUUACUUUGAGACCAGUGCUAAGGAUGACACGAAUGUCACAGCUGCAUUCGAGGCAGCUGUCAGGGAGGUUCUGGCUGCCGAGGACCAGAUUGACCAUGCACUGCUGGGUAGUACUAUUGAUCUCCAUGGCAACCGCAAAACAUCUCGCACGUCUUGUUGCUGAUUCGUGAGGUGUGAAUCCACCUUGUCCUAAUCUCUCUGGCUGAACCUUGCCCAUGGCAGUUUUGAAAGACUGGGAGGUAUUGUUAAUGGUAAAUGUACUAUAGGUACAAGGUACUGAGUACGGUAUCGCCUAAAGAUACUGUGGAUAAGAUACAGCUGCUCUGUGGAGGGCUCUGUCAAGGAUUCAGCUGGUGUCAAGGUUGUUGAAAUAUUGCUCUUAAGUACAGGCCUACGGUACAGGCACACUGUAACAAGCACACUCUUCCUUUGUACUCCUUGUCUGCUUUCAGUAGUGUUGCACAAAAAUACUUUCACCCAGCUUGAGCUCGGUCUGCCUAUGCAGGUGUUGUAUCAAAAAGUGCUUUCAGGGCAUUUAUUUUAAAUGAAAUAAAUAAUAUGUUAACUUAAACAGUGGACUGGAGAAUAUGCCACUCCUCUCUUGAAAGAGAACCUUCUAUCUUUGGCACAGCAGCAUACAGUCGGACUUGUAUCUGCUCAACAGUCUGUCCAUGAGCUGAUUUUCCUGGCUUUUAGAGGGACUUUGAAUACAACAUCACAUUUCCUUAUUUUCAGAUAUUUCAGCAGUGGAGAGCUAAUGUAUAUUCUGGCUACAGAAAGUGUCUGUGACUGACAGUGUUCCCAAGCCAGGCAGAUAUAAUGCAUGAGAACUCCCAACAUCAGUAUGAUGACCAAUAUUAUUCUAGGUACGAGGAAUUUUAAAUGAUUGCUACUCACAAAAGCAAGAUGACCUUGUUUGUCUUCAAUGGGAAGGGAACUGUAAACUUAAAUUUCAAAGCUCUGACUGUCAGCAUUGGGUACGUGCUUUUGUUGUUCGUCUAUUAUAUGUAUUACCACUGCACUAGUGAGUAGCAGGAGGUGUCAGGUGUACGAGUUAGGCAUUAUCAGAUUAUUUCCCGUGAUUUAUGUACAUGGGCCUGUUUACUAAGUAAGAUUCAGUGUUUCUCAAAGUUCAAAAAUAAUACUGCUUUUGCUGCUGUUGUUGAUAAACUGCUGUUUAUUUUUCUGUGAAGCACAUUUCGAUCCUCAGACAGAUGUUUUUUUAUUUUUGCAGACGUGUGAUAUUCUGUUUGAUCAAGGGUUUGUUUUCCUAAUUAUGGCAUGUUUGUAAUCCUGUGACUGCCUUGUUGAUUGCUUGGCAAGCCUUAACAUUCCAGUCCUUUUAGCGUUUCCUAUUCUGAAGGUCUCCUGCGCUUUACCGAUACUUUACAUACACCUUUUGCUGUCUGUCUGGUUAUUCUGGGUCUCAGCUGAAUGUGAAAUAACCUGAGCACAAGGAUAAGGCCAUUACUAGUAAUGCAUGCAUUGCACAUCACCUCUCCUGUCCAUUCAUAAAGUAUUGAGUAAAACUUACAACUGAGUAUUCUGACAAUUUAACAAUGUUUACUUGUUUUCACCUUGGUGAUACUUUUCUUUUAUUUGAAUGUUUUUACAAACAGGCUUCCUUUUGGCUUUACUGCUCUGGGCCAUACAGGGCAUUGCCUGUGUAGUCAAAAGAAAAAAAGAAGCUAAUAUUCAAUUAACAUGGUCUAAAUUCAUUCACAUCAGUAUUUUAAUUGCCGCUGGCAUAGUGUUUAUUAUUUAUUGCGUCUACUCAAACAUCUAAACCUGCAGAGUUUUGUUGGAGGUCUCUCAGCCUGAGAUUUGCCUUUCAAGUCAAAAAUUGCAUCAUAUUACAAUGUGUGUGCAGACUAAUGGUGAAUGUUACAAGAGCUUCGCUGUGAAAGUGAACCAAAUCCAUCAGGUACUGUCAUUUUUACUUUUUACAUGGUUCUUUGCUUUAAUGUAGGCUCAUAAUAAAUAGCUUGGUCAUGUGAUUACCGUAGGUGUUUUGAGUACAAGUACUCACAGCAGUAUGAGAGAAACUUAAUUAACUGUGAACUGAGAAGGCAUUUUAACUAAAUCAAGCUGGUAGCCUACAUUAAUUCAAAGCAAAAAUGAGGGCUGUUGGCUUAUCAUGUAUCAGUGUUAAUGUUUUCUGGAUUAAACAGAAUACUUUGUCUCUCUACCGUUUAAAAAUAAUAAUAAUCCUGGUCAGAUAAUGUAGCCUAUCAGUGUUUACCUGAGAACCAGUGGGUACUUAGAAACUUGCAGCAUAACCAUACAUGUUGCUAUCAUGAUGGUGUCAUAUAUCACUGCAACCCUGUCUUAUGUCCCAUUUAUUUUAUGUUGCUGUAAUAUUUAUGAAUGUAAAAAGUAAUUUCUUUGGGCUGUCCAUAUUAAUGGCUUAUGUAAAUUGCAAAGGGCAUUCAUUUUAUAAUAAUGUACAAAAUGACACUGAACGUCUGUCUCACACUCAGUGCUCAACCCGUAAGUGUGAUUUAAGUUGUGUGAAAGUUAGACUGUUAAUCUUGAUUAUGUGUUGAUCUAAUGGGAAACUUCCCUUACUCUCUUUUUGCACUAUGGGGGAUAUGAAUGGUUGUGCCAACAUGCUGGCAAAGCGGUGAAUACUCUCCGGUGCUUGGCUACAAAUAAAACAUGAAA